Molecule: messenger RNA, 2506 nt
Organism: Amphimedon queenslandica
Lineage: Eukaryota; Metazoa; Porifera; Demospongiae; Haplosclerida; Niphatidae
Product: proprotein convertase subtilisin/kexin type 4-like
Exons: 11
Coding region: 206-2482 (758 amino acids)
Biological process (GO): protein processing
Cellular component (GO): Golgi membrane; trans-Golgi network
Molecular function (GO): serine-type endopeptidase activity
Source: RefSeq, a predicted model, not a curated record
GUCACAUCCUAUAAUUGCAUUAUUCAGCUACAUCAGCCUGAGAUAAUCCUGUUAGUGGUUUGUUCAACACCUCCUCACUAGGACUGUUCCUUCCUCUGUUAACACUCACACUCCUCAUAUGCCGCAUGCACAGCAAUCAAUUCUUAUUAUAAAAGAUAGAUCGUCAUGUCACUAGUCCUAGUCUAGUUGUGAUUUUCUUGUCUCUAUGUCUUUGCUCAACUUAUUGUUAGUCAUUUUAAGUACCAGUACUAUAUUAACCUGUUAUGCUUCCCGGUUGGCUAUCCAAGUUAAUGGAGGUGAGAAUGAAGCAAGAGCUAUAGCAUUCAAGUAUGGAUAUACAUUUGAAGGACAAAUAGGGGAACUAGAGGGUGUGUAUCAAUUCAACUCUGGGAAUAGAAAAAUGAAGGGCUUAGUUGGGCAAAUUAGGAAUGAGAAAAAAGUUGGAUUCAUCAAAAGACAGGUAGAAAGGACAAGAGACAAAAAAGACUUUCAAGAACCAACAGAUCCACUGUGGAAUGAACAGUGGGCUCUGCAUGCUACAACAAUACAGGAGUCUGAUUACAAUAUGAGAGUACUUGAAGCAUGGAUUCAAGGUUUUACUGGAGAAGGAGUCACUGUAGGAGUUGUUGAUGAUGGACUACAACGUACACAUCCGGAUCUGUCUGCUAACUAUGAUGACAACUCGAGCUAUGACUUUGUUAAUUACGACAGUGAUCCUUCCCCUUACUAUCAGUUCCCAUACUUUGAUAGUCAUGGGACAGAGUGUGCUGGAGUUGUAUCAAUGAGUAAGAGCAAUGGAUUGUGCGGCGUUGGUGUAGCUUAUAAUGCAAAAGUAGCAGGUCUUCGUAUCUUCUCCUCCAGUCACAAAGGGACAACUGACAGUCAGGAAGCGAAUGCUCUCAACUAUCGCUACCAGAACAUUGAUAUAUACAGCAACAGUUGGGGACCUGUAGAUAAUGGAUUUACAGUAGACGGACCAAAACUUUUGACGAGGCUAGCACUUCAAAUUGGCGCUGCAAAAGGUCGUCAGAAUAAAGGCAGUAUAUUUGUAUGGGCAGCUGGGAAUGGUGGAUCAAAGCAUGAUUCCUGUGCCACUGAUGGCUAUGUUAACAGCAUAUACACAAUAGCUGUAGGCUCAGUUGAUAGUCAAGGUAUACCAUCUUCCUUUGAUGAACGAUGCAGUGCAAAGAUGGCAGUUGCUUUUAGCUUCAAUGCUGGGACUGAUGAAGCUUCACAUAAUCCGACUACAACACUGACAAGCAGAUGCACAGAAUCAUUCACAGGAACUAGUGCCGCAACACCUUUACUGAGUGGUGUCAUAGCCUUAGCACUACAAGCUAAUCCUUUGUUGACAUGGCGUGACAUCCAGUACCUUAUUGCAUACACUUCAAACUCACAAGUACUAAUGAAAGAAGAAAAUGCAAGACUGUGGAUGACCAAUGGUGCUGGUAUGAGCGUCAGCUCACAGUUUGGAUUUGGAGUGAUUGAUGCUGAAGCAAUGGUAACAAGAGCAAGAGUAUGGACUAACGUUCCACCACAAUUGAUCACACUGAUUAUGCCAUCACUGACUACAAGGUAUAUUUCCAGUAAUUCAUCAAUGAGUAUUAAUUAUAGAGUAAAUCAAAGCACGCAGAAUGAUGUUAUGGGCUCAACCAAUAUAUCAUUCCUUGAACACGUGGUAGUUGUAGUCUCACUCAAGCUUUCCACCCCAAGCAAUGAAAACUCCUUUAGUUCUUAUGAUUACUAUGACAAGUUGUACAAUGAAGAAGCUAGUAUUGACAGUGUGCUCUAUCACAAUUCAUCAAGACGUGGUGAUAUCAAAAUCAUUCUUCAGUCACCUUAUGGAACACAAUCGACAUUAUUACCAUAUCGUGACAGAGACUUUGUUAACAAUGUUGGAUUCAAAAAAUGGUCAUUCAUGAGUGUGCAAUACUGGGGAGAGAAUCCAGUAGGUGAAUGGAAGUUGUCAGUGAGCUAUCGUGGAGCAGUUGGAAGUGUUACAGUUACUAAGAUCAGGAUUAAACUGUAUGGUACAAGCACUGUACCGGAAUCGGUCAGAAAGAUACCAGAGGCUUGCCCUGAUAGUUGCAAAAAUAAUCGCUGCUCAGAUCAAUCACAGUGUGAUACAUGCAAGCAACUCAGAGACUCCCAGACAUUAGAGUGUCUCACUGAAUGUCCCCAUAAUGUAAAAAGAAUUGGAAAUUACUGCAUUGGUAACCUCACAUCAGAGACAGUCACGCCUAGUCCUUCUUGUCAACAAGCAUCUCUUACAGAUAUGAAGCACAUAACAUCAGCUACUAACUGUAUCAGUAGUAGUAGUAGUACUAGUACAACUGUGUCUAGAUUGCUGGUUACCAAAACCCCAGUGAUAACUUCAAUCUUGGAUCAACCAAAACCGGAAUCCUUUAGUGGUUCACCAAUGAUGCAUGCAUCGUCUAUUACUAUUAUCCUUAUCCUCAUUUUUAUAAGUAUAUUUUUAUAAUCAAAUUUGUAAAAACAAUUAAUA